This is a messenger RNA of Cylindrotheca closterium, 447 nucleotides long. The record is from the annotation of a GenBank genome assembly. Lineage: Eukaryota; Bacillariophyta; Bacillariophyceae; Bacillariales; Bacillariaceae.
AUGUCACCACUAUCAGAACUUGCCAAAGCUGCCUUUGUAACUACCUCCAAAGGAGCUGGAGUUACCCUAGCAAGCACCGUCGCCUCUUGCUACCUGGCCUGUCAGAUUGAAGUCCGUGCGCAUCGGUUCAUCUAUCAUCACUGGCCUGAGAAGUAUGCCUCCGUGCAAGUUGCCAAUGGAUUGACACAAGAAGAAUUGGACAGGGCGCAUCAAAUGGAGCCUGCUAUGGCUCAACCUGAUACUGUUCUUCUUACGGACAACAAGCCCGCCGUGGAAGAGUCCAAGAUGUCAAGAAAAACACCAGUUUAUUCGUUUGAUUUGUCAGGAGCAUCCACAACAUUGGAUCAAACGAACCAAUUCUGGAAAGAAGCAGAAGAGCCCCUGGCACUCAUCAAGGAAUUUACCAUGCCAAGGCAAGACCUUAUUGCCACUUCCAUGACGUCUUAG